Molecule: messenger RNA, 2847 nt
Organism: Gasterosteus aculeatus aculeatus (three-spined stickleback)
Lineage: Eukaryota; Metazoa; Chordata; Actinopteri; Perciformes; Gasterosteidae
Gene: htra3b
Product: HtrA serine peptidase 3b
Biological process (GO): proteolysis
Cellular component (GO): extracellular region
Molecular function (GO): protein binding; serine-type endopeptidase activity
Source: RefSeq, a predicted model, not a curated record
CAGGAACGCAGCUCCCUCCCACAUCUCCUCCCUCAUGCUGCCGUCUAAUGGAUGUGCGUCUGACGGGUAGAACGCACGUCUCACUGCUCUGGAUGCUCGCUAUCUCCAGCUGCGUUGUCCCUGGGCGCACAAUUACGCACGGCUUAAACAAUUCCAAUAACAAGCUCACCCUCCGAUAUUCAAUAUCAGGAUCCGUUCAUUCUGAUGUAUUUUUUGCAUAAUUAAGCGGAAACUUGUCAUAUCCGUGUGUGCGGAUAUCUUUCUGCGAGGUCUCCAGAAAGUGAUGAGUGCGGAGCUGGCGUAAACUUCUCUUCGGCUUCCUUCGUCUCCAUUCAGUCUUCCAUUAAAGAUGCACAUCCUCUUGUACGCAGCUGUGUUCCUGUACCUUAAGGAGUCCGCCUUCGCAAAGCCCAAAGACAAGUGUCCGACACGGUGCGAUGUGAGUACCUGUCCGAGCCCCGGCUGCCCCAGCGGCUACGUGCCGGAUCGCUGCAACUGCUGCUUGGUGUGCGCCCAGGCGGAGGGAGAGCCGUGCGGCCGAAAGGACGACCUGCCUUGCGGCGACGCGCUGGAGUGCAAACACCCGGCGGGCAAGCGGCUGUCCAAGGGCUUCUGUCGGUGUCGAUUCCGCCAGGACGUGUGCGGAAGCAACGGGAAGACGUACGGCAACGUGUGCCAACUAAAGGCCACCAGCAGAAAGGCGCUGCAGCAAGGACUGCCUGCAUUCAACCUGGCCCACAAGGGACCGUGUGACAACAGCACAGGUCCUUCUCAUGCUGACAGUCCUCGUUACAAGUUCAACUUCAUAGCUGACGUAGUGGAGAAAAUCGCCCCUGCUGUGGUCCACAUCGAACUCUUCCUCAGACAUCCACUCUUCGGUCGGAACAUUCCUCUGUCCAGUGGAUCGGGGUUUCUGCUGUCAGAUAACGGACUGAUUGUGACCAACGCCCACGUAGUGUCCAGCACCACACCAGUGUCCGGUCAACAGCAUCUCAAGGUUCAGAUGCAUGAUGGUCAUGUAUAUGAAGCGAACAUCAAAGACAUUGACAAAAAGUCGGACAUUGCUACUAUCAAAAUCAAUUCACAGAUGAAACUGCCGGUAUUGUUCCUGGGACACAGCGCAGACUUGAGGCCCGGGGAGUUCGUUGUUGCCAUCGGAAGCCCCUUCGCCCUCCAGAACACCGUCACCACCGGCAUCGUCAGCACCGCACAGAGAGAUGGCAAGGAGCUGGGCCUCAAGGACUCAGACAUGGACUACAUCCAGACAGAUGCUAUAAUCAACUAUGGGAAUUCAGGAGGACCUCUUGUCAAUUUGGAUGGAGAGGUGAUUGGCAUCAACACCCUGAAGGUUGCAGCAGGAAUCUCAUUUGCCAUACCGGCUGACAGGAUCACUCUCUUCCUCAAUGAUUCUCUGGACAAGCACAACAAAGAUGUAAGGUCAAUAAAGAAACGUUUCAUUGGAAUCAGUAUGCUGACCAUCACACCGGCGUUAAUUGAAAAGCUUAAACAACAGAACCUGGACUUCCCUGAUGUUACCAGUGGGAUUUAUGUUCAUGGAGUUAUUCCUCACUCACCUGCACAAAAAGGCGGUAUCAAAGAGGGUGACAUUAUUGUGAAACUGAAUGGUAAAUCUCUCAUGGCCACAGCUGACUUGCAGGAAGCGCUGCAGGAAGAGACAGCCCUACUGCUAGAGGUCAGGAGGGACAACGACGAUCUGCUAUUCAACAUUGAACCAGACGUAAUCAUGCAGUAAACAACGAAAGCGCCUCAGUAAUGUGGCGUUAUAUCAUCAUGUAAGGCCUUAUUUUUGUGAGAGGACACAGCGGAUGGUGGAAACGCUGCAUCGGUGCAGUGGAACUUUUGUCAAAUGCGCACGUAUUCUGGUACUUUGUCACCCGGCUAUUAACUGUAUCAUAGGAAAAGAAGCCUGUGGGUGACAUGGUACAAUGCAUGGAUGUUUCACCAUCCAGGAUGGAAAGCUGUGCCUUCCAUCUGCUUAGACCGGGUCAAUAUUGGAACAGGGCCAUACAUGUACACCCUAAAGAAUUUCAUAAACACAAACCGUGAUAAAAAUUGUUUUCUUACAAAAUCACAAAUUCGCCCUAAAUUGUUUAUCCGUAAUAAUCUGUUUUUGUUUUUUUCGGUAACCGCCAACAAGCUAAAAACUGAAAUGAACACGAAAUGAACACGUGCGCACUGAUAUGGAACGGUCAAUGUAAACAGAUGUACAGUACUUUAUGGCUCCAUAGAGUACACCCAAUCAAAAUGCUUGAUUUCAUCUACCCGUAUUAUCAUUUGUAUUAUAUGUACUCUGUCAUUUGUGUGAUCACAAUAAUCCUUCCAGGGUGUUGCGGGAGGGUUUGCUUUACAUUGGAACCGGAUUUAUUUUAUAUAUUAAAAUACUUUUUAAAAAAGAUAAUGAAUUUAGGAGCUUUCAUUACAAAAAUGCUGAACUUUUGGGACACUGGGUUAAUUUACUUUUUGAGAGAUCCUUGCUCGAUUUGUUUGGAACGAUAAUUUAAACAAACCAUUUUUUCUGUGUUUUGCCAAAUCCCCCAAAAAGAACUCGAUCUCUAGUGUCUUGUUUUUGGUGAAUAUUAUUAGAAGUUGAAUUUGAUUUGCAGGACUUGACUUUUGCUGGGUGUGGUUUAAGAUUUUAGAUCAUAUAUCAUAUACAGCGUGAGAGUUUAAAUUGUCGCUGUGAUUAUUGCUUGAUUAUUUUAUUGUGUGGAGUUAUUUGGGUUCAAAACUAUUUUUUGUAUAAAUAGAACCAUAAAACCAAAUGUUUACAUGUAAGUUGCCCUUGGGCUGGUGCUUUAUCCACCAAAUAAAGUUUUUACAAAGUAA